AUGCUUCGUUCCAGUUCAUUUCUUGGAGGAUACUCGAGAUCACUAUCUAAAAACAAAUUAAGGCCUAGAGUCUUGUCUUACAGACAUACAAAAUUACGGUAUUUGGCAUUGUUUUUUGCUUGCAUGAUUAUGAUAGGCGAUGCUUAUUGCUUUGAUAAUCCCAUGGCUUUAUAGAGUGAAAUAAAGGAUAAAUAUGAGGUGGAUCAAUUUAAAUUCAACUUAUUAUAUACAGUUUAUUCAUUACCGAAUAUCAUACUUCCAUUUUUUGGAGGUGUUUUGAUUGAUAAAAUUGGUGCACGAACAGCCAUCCUACUGUUUUCGAGUAUCAUUAUGAUAGGUCAACUGGUUUGUGUUUGGGGUGCAUCAAAUUUGAGUUAUUGGACUCUAAUAACAGGGAGAGUAAUCUUCGGAAUGGGAUCAGAGAGUUUGAAUGUGUCUCAGAAUUCGAUAAUGGCGAUCUGGUUUAAAGAUUAGGAGAUGAGUUUGGCAAUAGGAUUGUGUAUAAGUAUCCCUAAAAUUGGUAAUGCUCUCAAUAGUCUUCUAAGUCCAUAAAUAUAUUCUAAAUAUUAAUCUUUAGCUGCUCCUAUGAUGGUUGGAGUUGGAACACUAAUAUUCUCAUUUAUUUGUGGAAUAGCCUUAAUUUAUAUGGACUAUAAAAGCGAGCAGAGAGAAAAGCAAAAUCAAAUGUUAUUGAAUAAAAACGAUGAGAAUCACAGAUCUCAAUCAGAACUUUCUGCCUCUGUCAAAUAAUCAGUCAAAGACGAAGAUUGCGAUUCUCCAGACUUAGGACGAAGCCCAGAAAUAUUCGCCACUCCAUAGCACCACGAAGAACCAGAGGAGCAUGAAGCGAAAGAAGAAAUCAAUUUCAAAGAUAUUGCCAAACUCUCAGGCACCUUCUGGAUUUUGAUUAUAAUUUGCAUGUUGACAGAAGCAUUAUUCGUACCAUUCUUAGAUAAUGGAAAUGAAUUAUUACAAGAGAGAUUUGGUAUGACAGCUGAAUAAGCAGGACUAUUCUUGAUUAUACCAUAUUUGGUUGCAUCAGGAUCCACUCCAUUUAUAGGAAACAUGGCUGAUAAAUUUGGUCGAAGGAGUCUUUUAAUAAUUGUAACCUCAUUCAUUUUUCUUAUAACACACAUUCUUUUCAUUUUCAGAAUGUGCACUUCAGCUUGCUUUUUAAUCACACUCCCAUUAACUAUCUUGGGAUUGUGUUUUGGGUUCUAUGCCUCAGUGGUCAUUCCCUCAGUUCCUUUUGUGGUCAAAUCCAAUCUUGUUGGCACAGCCUUUGGAUUAACAGGAGUAUUUUAAAACACUGCUUUAGCCUUAUUCCCUAUGAUUACAGGAAUGAUAUUUAACUAAUUCAAAUAUGACGAACAUGGAGAAGAAAACGAAGAAAGAGGAUAUGUCUAUUAAAGUUUCUUCUUUAUUGGUAUGAGUGUAUUACUGGUAAUUAUUGCUAUUCUGUUGAUGUUUGUUGAUAAAAACGGAGAAAGAAAACUAAGUUAGAAGGGAAGAGGAAUUCCAAAGAAGAAUAAAGUUGAUUAUCUAAGUGUGCAUGAAGUCACAGAUAUUCCAGAGGAUAAGAAAAUACGCAUCGAUUAUGAUACAGAUCAUAGAAUUUGAUAUUCAAUUAUUUAUUUUAUUAAAUAAUUUAACUUCGCUUA
This is a messenger RNA of Paramecium tetraurelia, 1661 nucleotides long. RefSeq lists its product as uncharacterized. The record is from RefSeq and is a predicted model, not a curated record. The transcript is spliced from 5 exons. Gene Ontology annotation, biological process: transmembrane transport. NCBI's taxonomy places the organism in Eukaryota, Ciliophora, Oligohymenophorea, Peniculida, Parameciidae. Gene Ontology annotation, cellular component: membrane. Gene Ontology annotation, molecular function: transmembrane transporter activity.